This is a messenger RNA of Zonotrichia albicollis (white-throated sparrow), 957 nucleotides long. The record is from RefSeq and is a predicted model, not a curated record. Lineage: Eukaryota; Metazoa; Chordata; Aves; Passeriformes; Passerellidae.
CUCUGCUGCGGUUGUCACGGGCUCCGCGUGUCCACGAGCACGCGUAUCCUCUACACGCUCCUGCACGUCCUGGCCUCUGCUGUGUGCUGCCUCAUGCUGUCCCGCACUGUGGCCCAGGCUAUCACGGAGAAGGUGCCCUUCUCAGUGGUGCUGUGCCAACACCUGCCUGGGGGCACAGACUGCGAGCAGCUGGUGGGCUCCUCGGCCGUGUACCGGGUCUGUUUUGGCACUGCCUGCUUCCACCUGGCACAGGCUGCCCUGCUGCUCAACGUGCGCUCCAGCUCUGACUGCCGUGCGCAGCUCCACAACGGGUUCUGGCUCCUGAAGCUGCUGGUGCUGGUGGGCCUCUGGGCCGCAAGCUUCUUCAUCCCUGAGGAGAACUUCAUCCAAGCCUGGCACUACACAGGUGUCUGUGGGGGCUUCGCCUUCAUCCUCAUCCAGCUGGUGCUAAUCACAGCCUUUGCACACACCUGGAACAAGAACUGGCUGACAGGAGCUGCGCAGGACAAGCGCUGGUAUCUGGCUGUGCUGCUGGCCACGGCCACCUUCUACACCCUUGCCUCUGCCGCCUUCUCCUUCCUCUACAAGUUCUACACCCACCCAGCCGCCUGCCACCUCAACAAAGCACUGCUUGCCAUCAAUGGCAGCCUCUGUGGCAUCAUGUCCUUCAUCUCCAUCACACCGUGUGUGCGGCUCAGUGAGUACCACACAGCACAGCGUGCUGGGGGCUGCCAUGCUGCAUGGCCAGCUGUGUCCUGUGCUGACUGUGGGCCCCAGCUCAGGGCCAGCACCGGGGCACUGGAGGAGAACCCAGUUCUGGGUUCCUGGCCCUUCCUUUACCUUGGCACAAGGCCACCCGAAGCCCAACAUUGGGACUGCUGUUGCUGCUACAUUCUGGAGGGGCUCAGGCAGCUGAGGAAAGAGGAUAACGGGCUAAAAGCUAAAGUCAGUGACUAG